Molecule: messenger RNA, 1135 nt
Organism: Anneissia japonica
Lineage: Eukaryota; Metazoa; Echinodermata; Crinoidea; Comatulida; Comatulidae
Exons: 10
Coding region: 248-1135 (295 amino acids)
Source: RefSeq, a predicted model, not a curated record
UUAAGAAUUUCAAUCAUUAAUCAUCAAAAAUUACUUUAAAGAGGAGAUAGAAAGUGAGACACAUGAUGUACCAUCCUCUGCCACCUUUAAAGAUACAUCUGAACAAUUAUCAAGUGAAGAACAGAAGACACUGCUAGUGGGAUCAAGUGAAAAGACUCAAAAAACUGAGACAUCUGAUUUACCAUCACCUGCCACCCUUGAAGUAAAACCUGAAAGAUUACCAACUGAUGAGCACAAGACACAGCUAAUGGGAUCAAGUGAAAAGACAGAAAGUGAGACACAUGAUGUACCAUCCCCUGCCACCUUUGAAGAUACAUCUGAACAAUUAUCAGGUGAUGAACAGAAGACACUGCUGGUGGGAUCAAGUGAAAAGACUCAAAAAAGUGAGACAUCUGAUUUACAAUCACCUGCCACCCUUGAAGUAAAACCUGAACACUUACCAACUGAUGAGCACAAGAGACAGUUAGUGGGAUCAAGUGAAACAAUGAGGGAGACUCAAAAAAGUGAUAUGCCUGAUGUGCCAUCCAUCAUGACCUUUAAAGGAUCAUCUGAAAAAUUGUCAAGUGAUGAACACAAGACACAGCUAGUGGGAUCAAGUGAAACUAUAACAGAGAUUCAAAAAAGUGACAUGCCUGAUGUGGCAUCCACUAUGAGCCUUGAAGAAACAUCUGAAGAAAUGUCAAGUGAUGAAUACAAGGCUCAGCUAGUGAGACCAAGUGAAAAGGAGACAGAAAGUGAGACACAUGAUGUGCCAUCCUCUGCCACCUUUGAAGAUACAUCUGAACAAUUAUCAAGUGAUGAACACAAGACACUGCUAGUGGGAUCAAGUGAAAAGACUCAAAAAAGUGAGACAUCUGAUUUACAGUCACCUGUCACCAUUGAAGUAAAACCUGAAAAAUUACCAACUGAUGAGCAAAAGAGACAGCUAGUGGGAUCAAGUGAAACAAUAAUGGAGACUCAAAAAAGUGACAUGCCUGAUGUGCCAUCUAUUAUGACCUUUAAAGAAUCAUCUGAAAAAUUGUCAAGUGAUGAAAUCAAGACACAGUUAGAGGGAACAAGUAAAAUUAUACCAACAAGUAGACUGGAAUUAAGGACCAGGCUUGCUAUAUUUAAUGUGUUUUGUAGUUUACGAUAA